GCAGGAGCUGCAGGGUGUUAUUUCAUGGAUCUGCUCAGUGUGCUGCUGCUUUGGAAGCAACAAUUUAUUUUUGGCAUCUGACAUUAAAGCUUACCCUUAGCUGUGACAGCGGCCCCUCUGAGCCGCGACAGCCCCGGGGUUUGACUGGAGCUUUUAGUCCGUCCUCUGACACUUUGUGAACAGACCGAUGGAUACCCUUUAUAUCAGGGAUUGACCGGCACCGGACACGCGACCUGUUGAGGGAGGAGAGCAGUUGUGCAGCCUUGGUGUUGAAUCAGAGUCCCAGCCAUCAUGACCAAAGAGGAGGAGAACCCUGACUCGGUGGGGGCCCAGGAGUUCUACAAGAAGUAUGAAACCAAGGAGAUUCUAGGAAGGGGGGUGAGCAGCGUGGUGCGUCGCUGCAUCGACAAACAAACGUCUCAGGAGUACGCAGUCAAGAUCAUCGACAUCACCCCCUCGGACAAGACUACCCCGCAGGAGAUCGAGGAGAUCAGAGAGGCGACGGUGAAGGAGAUCGACAUCCUCAAGAAAGUCUGCGGACAGGAGAACAUCAUACAGCUCAAAGACUGCUACGAGUCCAAAGCCUUCUUCUUCCUGGUUUUUGACCUAAUGAAGAGGGGUGAACUUUUUGACUACCUCACAGAGAAAGUUACUCUGAGUGAGAAGGAAACCAGGAAAAUCAUGCGUGCUCUGCUGGAGGUGGUCCAGUUUCUCCACAACCAAAACAUCGUCCACCGAGACCUAAAGCCUGAGAACAUCCUUCUAGACGACGAGAUGAACAUCAAACUAACCGACUUUGGCUUCGCUGUGCAAAUCCAGCCAGAACAGAAACUCAAAGAGGUGUGUGGGACCCCUGGCUACCUCGCACCGGAGAUCAUUGAGUGCUCCAUGGACGGAGGGCAUGCAGGAUACACUACUGCUGUGGACAUAUGGAGUUCGGGGGUGAUCAUGUACACGCUGCUCGCAGGCUCUCCGCCCUUCUGGCACAGGAAACAGAUGCUGAUGCUGCGUAUGAUCUUGUCUGGGAGCUACGACUUCUCGUCUCCAGAGUGGGAAGACCGCUCAGACACCGUUAAAGAUUUGAUCUCUCGGAUGCUGGUGGUUGACCCAAAGCAGCGAUACACCGCUACAGACGUCCUCAACCACUCGUUCUUUUCACAGUAUGUGGUUCAUGAAGUACGACAGUUCAGCCCAUACAGGCGGUUCAAGGUAAUUUGCAUGACUGUUCUCGCCACGAUGCGAAUCUACUGCAACUACCGCCGUGCCAAGCCCGUCACCAAGGAAGUGAUCAAGAGCGACCCGUAUGCUGUCAAGCCCAUCCGCAAGCUCAUCGACGCGUGUGCAUUCAAGAUCUACGGCCACUGGGUCAAGAAGGGACAAACUCAGAACAGAGCAGCACUUUUCGAGAACACUCCCAAGGCCAUCCUGCUGUCGAUGGCUGCCGAGGCCGACGAGCCGGUCCACCACAUAUGGUAAUAAGCACUCAGGGCAGAUCUGCUGGAGAUGCUAGCAAAGGUACUCUUCUUCUUAGUGUGGCUUUUUGUACUCUUCUGUUAUAUAAAGGAAAUUAACUGACUAACACGAUACAAGGUUAAUUUUAAUGUGAAGAGCGUAUUUUGCUCAUGAAUUUUUGAAAUGCCGCAGUUUGUUACAGCGGGAUUGAUUUACCUCAAGAAUUCAGAAUACCACUGUUUAACACCUUACUUGCUUUCUGUCCUAAAUGUAGAUUACAAUAACAGAUUUAGAAAAAAAUGUCAAGUUUGUUCUCAAUUGUACAGCCUCUGAAAAGUGACUUAUUCUUUGAUGCCUGUCUAAAGCGAUUGUAGCCAGCAGCCACCUGAUUAUCAGAGAGAUUGUUUAUUUAGUACUUUGCACUAUCUCCACAUCUCAAACAGACACAAGGUUUCCACCUUACCUUUCACUGUAUGAAAUAUACAGUUUGUUCAAGGUUUACAUUUUGGAUGACCACGUUAAUAAAAUCAAUUAAAGAAUUUCUGGUUGUAUAAAUGAUGCCCUGGAGUAUCACGUUACUCUUUCUACAAAACAUUUGUCAGAACUGACAGGCAAAGCAAAACAUGGACAAAACCAACAUAAUUUAGCAACUGGAAUAUGAAACCGUGAACCUGCAUACUUGAAUGGCAUGGACUUAUUGUGUGGCUGUUUGAUCAUCAUGCAGGGUGUACUGAUCUGAGAACAGCUUCAAGGGAAGUUUUAAUUAUAUAGCACUUUAAAAUGUAUGCCAUGGAUGUAUUUAUUAAAUUGUGCAUUACAUUUGAAAAA
Molecule: messenger RNA, 2280 nt
Organism: Perca flavescens (yellow perch)
Lineage: Eukaryota; Metazoa; Chordata; Actinopteri; Perciformes; Percidae
Gene: phkg1a
Product: phosphorylase kinase, gamma 1a (muscle)
Exons: 10
Coding region: 292-1476 (394 amino acids)
Biological process (GO): protein phosphorylation; glycogen metabolic process
Cellular component (GO): phosphorylase kinase complex
Molecular function (GO): phosphorylase kinase activity; ATP binding; calmodulin binding
Source: RefSeq, a predicted model, not a curated record